GUAAUAAAACAUUUAAUGAGAAAAGUAAUUUAGUUAAACAUAAACGUAUUCACACCGGAGAGAAACCAUUUUCAUGUGAUGUUUGUAAUAAAACAUUUACUUGGCAAAAUAAUUUAGUUGUACAUAGACGUAUUCACAGCGGAGAAAAGCCAUUCUCAUGUGAUGUUUGUAAUAAAACAUUUACUGAUAAAAGUGAUUUAUAAUUUAGUUUCACAUAAACGUAUUCACACCGGAGAGAAACCAUUUUCAUGUGAUGUUUGUAAUAAAACAUUCGCUCAACAACAUCAUUUAGUUUCACAUAAACGAAUUCACACCGGAGAGAAACCAUUUUCAUGUGAUAUUUGUAAUAAAACAUUUAUUCAGAAAAGUACUUUAAUUAAACAUAAACAUAUUCACAAUCGAUAAAAAGUAGAAACAAAUUUGUAAAAAAAUAACAUCGCCGUUAUUUAAUUAAUGCUCUUAUUGCAAAAUGUUAUAAA
Molecule: messenger RNA, 479 nt
Organism: Chrysoperla carnea
Lineage: Eukaryota; Metazoa; Arthropoda; Insecta; Neuroptera; Chrysopidae
Product: early growth response protein 1-like
Exons: 2
Coding region: 163-405 (80 amino acids)
Biological process (GO): regulation of transcription by RNA polymerase II
Cellular component (GO): nucleus
Molecular function (GO): RNA polymerase II cis-regulatory region sequence-specific DNA binding; DNA-binding transcription factor activity, RNA polymerase II-specific
Source: RefSeq, a predicted model, not a curated record